Molecule: messenger RNA, 1526 nt
Organism: Mesoplodon densirostris (Blainville's beaked whale)
Lineage: Eukaryota; Metazoa; Chordata; Mammalia; Artiodactyla; Ziphiidae
Gene: TMEM267
Product: transmembrane protein 267
Exons: 3
Coding region: 651-1298 (215 amino acids)
Source: RefSeq, a predicted model, not a curated record
AAACAUUAGGUGAGUACAUUUAAAUAUAUUUAGUGAUGACAAAAAUUGUUUAGUGAGUAAAAGAAGAUGGAUGUAAUGAAAUGGCUUUAUAGAGACAUCAUGCAAUUUGCAAUUAGGUGUAUAAUGACCUUUUGUCUGCUUUCUAGGAUGAGACUUGACAAUAAAUUUGCAAUUAAAUGCAUAUAGAAGCAUAGUUUGAGCGGCAGAAGAGCUUUUCUGUUAGGCCUCUGUGUAUACUGUGCCCAGCCUACGUUCUCCUCACAACUCAUCCACCUGACUGGCCUUCUUUCUUCUUAGGGCUAAUUUACAGGCCACGGCUCACCGAAGGAGGGGGAUAUUGCUCUGCGGCUAUACCUCUCUGGCUUGGUCAUUAAUUCCAGCUUUCUGUGUCCCAGUUCCCAUCCAGCUAAGUGGAUAAUGAUAUUAUCUUUGGUUCAAAGGAAUAUUUUAUAAACUUUAAAAUUAUAUGCACUGAGCCUUUAAACACAUUGACUUCUUUAUCCAUUCAGGUGUCAGAUGUUUACUUUGCAAAGCAGAGACCUGAUUCAUGAUGUGUGGAACUAUAAAUCCUAAGGGUGACUGGGAAUGUAAACAAGAAUAAGCUGUUUGUUUCCUGAUGGCUUUUAGCGUAUACUGACAUACCAUUUGUGAUGGCAUCUGAGACUGAGAAGACCGAUGCUUUACUCCAGUCUUGUAGCACUGAAUCUCUUAUUUCCAGCCUUGGUCUGGGCAUUUUCUGCCUAGUAGCUGACAGACUUCUUCAGUUUUCCAUAAUUCAACAAAAUGACUGGCUUCGUGCACUCUCAGAUAAUUCAGUACAUUGUGUGAUUGGCAUGUGGUCAUGGGCAAUAGUCAUUGGAAUCAAGAAGAAGAUUGACAUUGGAGAAAUCAUUUUAGCUGGAUUUUUAGCCUCUGUUAUUGAUAUAGACCACUUUUUUCUAGCUGGAUCCCUAUCUUUAAAGGCUGCUAUGACUCUUCCACGAAGACCUUUCCUUCACUGUUCUACUGUGAUACCCGCUGUGGUUCUGACCCUGAAGUUUACGAUGCACCUUUUCAAGCUCAAAGAUUCAUGGUGCUUUCUUCCCUGGAUGUUAUUUAUAUCCUGGACAUCACACCAUGUUCGAGAUGGAAUUCGCCAUGGCUUGUGGAUAUGCCCAUUUGGAGAAACUUCUCCUUUGCCAUUUUGGCUUUAUGUAAUAAUCACAUCAUCUUUACCUCACAUCUGUUCAUUCGUUAUGUAUUUCACAAGGACCAGCCAAGUGAUGUCUUCAAAACAUGGAAUUCAUAUUGAUGUCUGAGAUAACCAUAUGGCAGUCUUAAAGAACCAAUGGUUGAGAAAAUGACAGCCGACAUUAAAGUGAAUUUUAAAAACAUGUUAGGUACUUAAUUAUAAGAUAUAUAAUGAAUGCUAACAUUUAUUUAUUUCAUAUAUUUUGAUCCUGACUGAAGUUUAAUUUGCCAAGUGCUUUAGUGAGUUGUGAUUACUGGCAGAAACUGCUUUCGUGCACUUAUGUUAUAAUAUUCUU